AUGUCGAGUUCAACCGGUGGAGGUGACUCCAAACUCUUCGCGAGAGGCAAAGUCGCCGAGCUGCGCCUCGAGCUCAACAGUGGAGGGAAAAAGGACAAGAAUUUUGCUGUCAAGAAGACAGCCCUCAAGAAGAUUGUUGCUAACAUGACCAUGAGCAACAAUGACAUGGUCGCCCUGUUCCCCGAUGUUAUUGGCUGCAUGCACAUCCAGAGCCUGGAGAUCAAGAAGAUGUGCUUUUUGUAUCUGGUCAACUAUGCUAGGUCGCGACCAGAUAUCGCAGUCAAGGCGAUUCCGUUGCUUCAGCAUGACCUCGAGGAUCCAAAUCCACUCGUGCGGGCCCUGACCCUGCGGACGAUGUCAUAUGUCUACGUGCGAGAGUACGUCGAGGCAACCAUGUCCAUCGUCAAGCACACCCUCAGGGACCCGGACCCGUACGUGCGCAAGACGGCGGCCUACUGCGUUGCUAAGCUGUACGACCACGAUAAGCAAGUGGUGGAACAGUCGGACCUGAUUGACCGUCUCAACUCGCUCCUGAGGGAUGACAACCCCACGGUGGUGGCUAGUGCGCUGGCUGCCCUGAUGGAUAUUUGGGAGAGGAGCGAUGCCAUCAAGUUGACAAUCGACUACAAGAAUGCGUCCAAGAUGGUGGCCAUCCUGGCCGAUUGCUCCGAAUGGGGCCAGACAUAUAUCCUGGAGGCGCUCAUGUCGUACGUGCCUCAGGACUCGGGCGAGGCUCUACUCCUGGCGGAACGUAUAGCGCCGCGGCUGUCGCACUCCAACUCUUCGGUGGUGCUGACGUGCAUCCGGGUGAUGCUGUACCUGGUGAACUACAUUGCGGAUGAGAAGCAGAUAUCGGCUCUGUGCCGGAAGCUGUCGCCACCGCUGGUGACGCUGCUGGCCAAGGGACCCGAGGUGCAGUACCUGGCGCUUCGCAACGCGUUAUUGAUACUGCAGCGACGGCCGGAGGUGCUUAGGAACGACAUCCGGGUCUUCUUCUGCAAGUAUAACGACCCGAUCUACGUCAAGGUGACGAAGCUGGAGCUCAUCUUCAUGCUGGCCAACGAGAAGAACAUUGACGAGGUGCUCACGGAGCUGCGGGAGUACGCGACGGAGAUUGACGUGCACUUUGUGCGCAAGGCGGUGCGGGCCAUUGGCAAGCUGGCCAUCAAGAUCGAGCCGGCGGCGCGGCGGUGCAUCAACCUGCUGCUGGAGCUGGUGGCGACCAAGGUGGCGUACAUCGUGCAGGAGGCGACAGUAGUGAUCCGCAACAUCUUCCGCAAGUACCCGGACCAGUACGAGUCCAUCAUCGGCAUCCUGUGCGAGCACCUGGACUCGCUCGACGAGCCCGAGGCCAAGGCGGCCAUGGUGUGGGUGAUUGGGCAGUACGCGGACCGCAUCGAGAACAGCGACGCGCUGCUCGAGGACUUCCUGUACACCUUCCUGGAGGAGCCGGUCGAGGUGCAGCUGGCGCUGCUGACGGCGACGGUCAAGCUCUUCAUCCAGCGGCCGACAAAGGGCCAGGAGCUCGUGCCCAAGGUGCUCAAGUGGGCGACGGAGGAGACGGACAACCCGGACCUCCGCGACCGCGCCUACAUGUACUGGCGGCUGCUGUCGACGGACAUGAACGCGGCCAAGGCUGUCGUCAUGGGCGAGAAGCCGGCCAUCACGGCCGAGUCGGAGAGGCUGGAUCCGGCGACGCUCGAGGAGAUGUGCCUCAACGUCGGCACCCUGGCCACGAUCUACCUCAAGCCCGUACACACCGUGUUCCGCUCGGCCCGGCCCCGCAAGCUCCAGGACUCCCCGGCCCUGCAGAAGCACAACACGGCCGCCUACAGCGAGACGCAGAAGAGCAUGAGCAUGUUUGGCCGCGGAGGGCAGCCCAACGACAUCGACCCCCGCACCAGGAUGCCCGUCGCCGCCGCGGGUCCGGACGCCGCCACACCUACGGGGAACAAGGCAGAGCAGGACGCAGACGCCUACUUCUCCUCGGUGAGCUCGACGCAGCAGCAGAUGGCCGCCAUGACGGUCAACCAGGGUGCCGACGACCUGUUUGGCCCUGCCGACGGGGGUAACUCGACGGGUUACGUAGUCAACGCGCACGCUCCGCAGGCUGUGCUCCAACCGGCGCAGGGGGCCAAGGCGGGCAGUGCUAAGGCUUGA
Messenger RNA from Geosmithia morbida, 2160 nucleotides. Its product is annotated as Vesicle coat complex subunit. Lineage: Eukaryota; Fungi; Ascomycota; Sordariomycetes; Hypocreales; Bionectriaceae. Gene Ontology annotation, molecular function: clathrin binding. The record is from RefSeq and is a predicted model, not a curated record. Gene Ontology annotation, cellular component: membrane coat. Bases 1 to 2160 code for a protein of 719 amino acids. Gene Ontology annotation, biological process: vesicle-mediated transport; intracellular protein transport. The transcript is spliced from 6 exons.